ACCCGAUAAGUCGAUAGCCGAGUACACUACUACUCCCUUACAAACAUGGCGAACCUGCUGAAAGAGGCACAGCAACAAAAGAGUGUGAAGAUUGCUCCUGGAGCAGUAGUUUGUGUUGAAAGUGAAAUUAUUGGAGAUGUCACUAUAGGACCAAGAACAGUGGUUCAUCCUAAAGCUCGAAUAUUUGCAGAAGCCGGACCAAUCAUCAUUGGGGAAGGAAAUCUCAUUGAAGAGCAAGCAUUUAUCCGAAAUGGCUUUCCUGAAAAUAUUGCACCAGACUCAGAGGAUGUAGAGCCAAAAACAAUGGUCAUCGGCACUAACAAUGUAUUUGAAGUUGGAUGUUAUUCUCAAGCAUUGAAGAUGGGAGACAACAAUGUAAUUGAAUCCAAAGCAUAUGUAGGUAGAAACGUUAUUCUAACCAGUGGCUGCAUCAUUGGAGCCUGCUGCCAAGUUGACACUUGUGAAGUUAUCCCAGAGAAUACCGUGAUAUAUGGAUCUGAUUGUCUGCGCAGAGUGCAGACCGAGCGUCCACAGCCCCAGACGCUUCAGCUGGAUUUCCUGAUGAAAAUUCUUCCCAAUUAUCAUCAUCUGAAGAAGACCACAAAGUUUACUUCCACUCCAAUGAAAAACUGACUGAAGAAGAAUCAUCUGUUGAGAAAUCUUGCGUAAUGUCACAUAUAUGCGUUUUGUUUUAUUUUAUCUAACAUUGUUUAGCUAUAUCUAAGCUAUUUAUUUGUAAAUUAAUGUCUGGCUAAUAAAUGUUUGGUUAUAGAGGAUUUGAGUGAAGAUAAUAGCAUAGGUGUUUUUGCACUGAAGAGAAGAAAAAAUUUAACAAGCCUCUAAAUUAACAGAUACAUUUAAAUAUUCGUUUUGCUUUGAGGGGCAGGCUAAUCCAUUAAGGUGUUGCUAACAGUAAAAGCCACUUAUAUUCCUCAAGGCUUUUCAUUCAACUGUACUUAGAGCUAUACUAGAUACGCUGUGGUGCAACUACUCACCUCCUGAAGAACAAAGUGCAUUUCAUUUAAUUUUACAGCAGAUGGCAGUGCAAUCUCCUCCUAUAAUUUGAUGUGCAGUGAAGCAAAGAAAGGUUAUUUUCCUCCUGUUUUAAGAAAUAUAUGCUGUUUUUUUUGUUUUUUUUUCUUGCUAUAUUUUAUUAAACUAGUCGUUCAUAAACUUCUUAGGUUUUGGUCAUGACCCAGGGAGUAAAACAAAUACAUAUAUUAUCUUUAGCAAAUUUGAAAGCUCUAUGAACCUUUUCAUCUGCAGACUAUGUGACAGUUUGGUUUCUCUUGUAUUUUUGAUUAUCAAGAGACAUAUUUAGAAUAUUUUCUCUAUGAAUUCAGCAAACAAUUUAAACAUAAGUUAUUUGCAUUACAGUCCACUGAUUCCUAUGUAAUCUGGUAAUAUCUGUAACCUGAGAUUAAUGUAAAUUCAGCUUUGAGCUGCACACCACUAUUCACUGACAUUCCUUUUUCCCUCAUAUUAAUGUCUAAAAUGUGUACAAACUGUUACAACACAUCAAAGCAUAUUAAAUCCGUUUACAAAUUAAUAACAUUACACUCUUUGAA
Messenger RNA from Pelobates fuscus (common spadefoot toad), 1568 nucleotides. It is a transcript of the gene DCTN6, whose product is annotated as dynactin subunit 6. Gene Ontology annotation, molecular function: dynein complex binding. The coding region runs from base 46 to 633 and encodes 195 amino acids. Gene Ontology annotation, biological process: mitotic spindle organization. Lineage: Eukaryota; Metazoa; Chordata; Amphibia; Anura; Pelobatidae. The record is from RefSeq and is a predicted model, not a curated record. The transcript is spliced from 7 exons. Gene Ontology annotation, cellular component: dynactin complex.